Penaeus monodon (black tiger shrimp) is the source of this 1179-nucleotide messenger RNA. It is a transcript of the gene Lsm11, whose product is annotated as U7 snRNA-associated Sm-like protein LSm11. Gene Ontology annotation, cellular component: U7 snRNP. Gene Ontology annotation, molecular function: U7 snRNA binding. The record is from RefSeq and is a predicted model, not a curated record. Gene Ontology annotation, biological process: mRNA 3'-end processing by stem-loop binding and cleavage. Lineage: Eukaryota; Metazoa; Arthropoda; Malacostraca; Decapoda; Penaeidae.
AGGGGCGCUGCUGCAGUGUAAACAUGGCGAACCAAGACGUAGAGCUGGAUUUCCUUUCAGAGUCUUUUAAUCCCGAAAAAGUACUCUCCUCUACAGAAACAGAAGUUCCAGUUCCCGAGGCUGAGGAGUUCGAGGAUUUAAACGUCCUUAGGAGUGUGGUUCACAGUCAAACAUUUAAUGUUGUUCGAGAAUUGCCCGGUGUGUAUGGUCAUGGAGGCAUUCCAAAGGCACCCGUGAACACUGGUCCAGUCGAAAGGAAAUUUACAGAAGAGCAAGGGCUGCUGCAGAGUCGCGGCCCCCGUCGGCGGCGCAAUGUGAUCAGUCGCAUGCAGGAGAUGAAGGGUCCCCUAGCCGUCCUCCGCCGGUGCAAGGAGGAGAACAUCCGGGUCAAGGUGUACACGAGGAACCAGAGCGAGGUGCGCGGCGUGCUCACGGGGUUCGUGGUGGCCUUCGACAAGCACUGGAACCUGGCGCUGAGGGACGUGGACGAGGUCUUCCAGAAGAAGAUCCGCUGCAAGAAGCACGCCCUUGGCGACGUGUCCCGGUACCUCAACGUGGGCGACCUGAGCAUCCGAGACGACCUCGAGAGCGUGAGCAGCGUGAGCGGGCUCAGCGACAGCGAGGAGGAGACGAAGAACCCGAGGAAGGUGAAGGACCCAACCCCUGCGUGGGUGGCAGCCGCGACGUGGGACCACCACACCUCUUUAGAAAACACUCGAAGUGGAUCAAGGAGGAAAGCCAGGACGUGAUCCACGCGGAGAGAGGCCGCUCGAGGUCGGAGGAGGACCCUGCCUGGACGCGGUGGAGCGGCGCGCCCUCGACUCGCAGAGGGUUUCAGGCUGCCACCCGCACACCAGCGAGGCCCGCGACGCCCUCAGACUGCAGCUCGGACACGGAGACCGGAAAUCAGAAAACGCCAUGUGAAUCAGUUGCUUGUGCGUGGAGAGAACGUUGUGUUGAUAUCUGUAAUGGAGCCUUGACAGCUGGACGCCUUCAAGGAUCGGGGCGAAGAAAAAACAUUAUGACUUUCAGCAUAUGAGUAAAUGACUUAGGAAUAAACGUUAGUUUUACAUGCAUAUCCACGUCUCCAGCUGUUAACUUACCUUAAACGAUUGUAGGUGUCAGUUCCUGAAAUUAAAAAAAGGCCUUUAUAUUUUUUUGAAAUAAAAAUAAUCUAUA